AUGGGAAUCAAAAAACAAACAAGCAAGCACUCACGAUCUAGAAAUGGAUGCUUGGAGUGUCGAAAGAGCAGAAAGGCAUGUGAUGAAAAGAAACCAACCUGUUCAAGAUGUCAAAGGCAAAAUGUCAAAUGUUUAUAUCAACUUUCAUUAAGAUUCAAAGAUGAUCUAGAGUUAAAAGGUGCCGUUUUUGGAAGAGAAGGUGUUUGGUCCAAAAACAAAUCUCUUGCUAAAAAGACAAACGAUCUGAGUGAUAUUGCAGCUGGUCAUAAGCAUUUGCACCAUUAUGUUUAUCCUGGAAGGCUAUAUUUUAUCAAUGUCACUUCAGAUAAUCUUAUUUCAUCACCCAGAUUGCUAGGGUCAAUCUAUCCAAAGGGUAAUCCUUUAUUUAUAGAUGCUGAUGGUAGCUCAAACUUUGCUCUAUCAUUUUAUAUUCAACGUGUUUCACCAAUUUUCAACCCUAUAAAAUCACUUAAUGCUAAUGGUCUAGAUUUUAGUACAUUGAUUCAAUUUUCACAUAAUGGGGCUAAUCAUGUGUUGACGAUGUUGCUGGCAAUUGGAUCAUCAUAUCUAAUACGACAGGAUAACGAUUACUGGAGAAGGAAAGCGGUAUAUUACAAGCAAUUAGCAAUGCAGGAGAUUAAAGAAAGGUUGAAAUGUUGCACAUCUGAUGUUAUGAAUUAUGAAUUACUGUUGUCAUCUUUACUUUUGUGUCUUUAUGAUUUGGCAAAUGAUUGUAAUGAUGAUUGGGAUAAACAUAUAAUAAUGGCUAAAUGGCUGCUAAAUCAUUUCAGUUUCAGUUCUGAAAAUGAUGUUGAAUUCAAAAUCUUACAGUUCACUAGUGAUUUUUUUGGUUAUCAAGAAGCAAUGGGGAGAACUGCAUGUCGAAAGUUGAGUGUUUUCAACUCUGAAGAUUGGGAACAAGAUAGUUCGUUAAUCUCAUGGAUGGGUUGUAAUAGGAAACUGAUUAGCACCAUUUCAGAUAUCACAGAUUUGUCAUAUGAAAGAACCUCAAUGAAUCCUCAAGAUUUUCAUAUUUUGACUGAUAGGAUUGAAAAUUCGCUAGAUGAACAAUUAUUAACAUCUCAGAUUUCAAACGAUGAAACAAGUUGCUUUUUAUUAGGUUGUGAGUGUAAGAAACUUGCAACAAAAAUUUAUUUACAUUGUUCUUUGCUGAACAAGACACCCAAAGAUCACAUGAUUGUUGAACUUGUAUCGAACCUGGCAAAUUUUUUGGAAUUUAUCAUAAUUGAAAAUAAUUUCUGUUGGUCUUUUUUAAUAUGGCCCACUUUCAUCAUGGCUACUCAAAUUGAUUCCUUAAGCUCAAAUUGUGAAGAGCUGAGAGCGUUAACACUUGACCUUUUCAAUUACCUUGAAUUCAAUUCAUUGGGGAAUGUUAAUAAAUCAAGAGAGAUUAUCUUGAAUAUAUGGAACAAGAGAGAUUUGGAUGCUCCCGUUUCAAAGGAAUAUGAAAAUGAUUGGGAUAUUUACGUUGCCGAUAAAGAUCUAAAUAUAUCAUUAGCUUAA
This is a messenger RNA of Hansenula anomala, 1524 nucleotides long. Its product is annotated as Zn(II)2Cys6 transcription factor. The record is from RefSeq and is a predicted model, not a curated record. Gene Ontology annotation, molecular function: zinc ion binding; DNA-binding transcription factor activity, RNA polymerase II-specific; transcription cis-regulatory region binding. NCBI's taxonomy places the organism in Eukaryota, Fungi, Ascomycota, Saccharomycetes, Phaffomycetales, Wickerhamomycetaceae. Gene Ontology annotation, biological process: positive regulation of transcription by RNA polymerase II. The coding region runs from base 1 to 1524 and encodes 507 amino acids. The transcript has a single exon. Gene Ontology annotation, cellular component: nucleus.